Halteromyces radiatus is the source of this 1866-nucleotide messenger RNA. RefSeq lists its product as uncharacterized. Gene Ontology annotation, biological process: mRNA processing. Gene Ontology annotation, molecular function: mRNA binding. The transcript is spliced from 6 exons. Gene Ontology annotation, cellular component: spliceosomal complex. The record is from RefSeq and is a predicted model, not a curated record. The coding region runs from base 44 to 1828 and encodes 594 amino acids. Lineage: Eukaryota; Fungi; Mucoromycota; Mucoromycetes; Mucorales; Cunninghamellaceae.
CUCACUUUCACUUUCCUCUCCUUUUUUUUUUUGAUUAUAUUGGAUGGAUCCUUAUUCAAAUCCUUAUGGUUACAGUCCAAGGGGUAGUCAACGACCUUACCGACCCAAUUACAAUCGACCUCCUCAAUAUGCCAACAUGAGCUAUAACGGUUAUGCAACUAGACCACAUACAGCAGGUCCAACGGGAAUAUCUCCUCCUCCUGCUCCAUCCUUGGAUAGAAACAAACUCAACACAUUAUUUGUUGGUGCCAUACCUGUAGGUGUUAAUGACGAAGGAAUAGAACAACUUUUGAAGACUUGUGGGGUAUUACUGGAAUGGAAACGAGUGAAAGAUCAAUCAGGCAAUCCAAAAGGAUUUGGUUUUGCAACAUAUAAUAAUCCAGACAGUGUCUUGCGUGCUCUACGCGUAUUAGGUGGUGAAGAAGGAUAUACUGGUGUUACUCUGAAAGCUCAAGAUGGUAAUGCAUUGGAAAAGAAAUUGGUUGUUAAGGCUGAUGACAAUGUACGGAAAAACUUGGAUCAAUACAAAAGUUCAAAGGAACCUGCUUUAUUGGCGGUUGAAAAAGAACAAGAUGCUAGAGUAUUAGAAACGGUGGAAUCCAUUGUACAAUCUAUUUGUUCAGGAAAAACCAUUGACUCUACUAUCGACAACACAACAACGCAUGAAACUAUAGAAAAUAAUGAUUCAAUGGAGGAUACUCUUUCGAAAGAUUUGGCAUUUUUACGAGAACGGGCAACACGAUCGGAAGCUCAGCAAGAGAAUCAUCAUCGAACUGAAGAUCGGCGACAACCAGAUCAUCGACGACGACGACAAGAAUUCGUUCGAGGACAAUCAGAACAGUUAUCGAUGGAAGAAUAUGAUGUUGAAUUGGAACGUGAUGAUGAAGAAGCUGAACGACGGCGACAAGAAAAACAUCAAAAAGAAAUGUUAGCCAUUUUUCGCCAGAGGGAAAAACGAUUUGAACAAUUAGAAGUUACUCAACUACAUGAUUAUGAACGAAAUCUGAAGCGUGAAAAAGAAGAUCAAGAACGUCGGAUAGAAGAUAAAGCAUAUUGGGCAAAGCGACUAGCUGAAUGGGAUGAUGAUAUUGAAAUGAAAAAUGAAGAGUGCGACUACUACAACGAUAGAUCUCGAUGGCGAAAAGCAAGAUCAGCGAUUCGAAGACGAGAAGAAGAAAGGGAUGAAAAGGAUAGACGAUUGGAAGCGGCAAAAAGAUCUGAUGAAGCAUCACAAAAGAUGACAAGCACGUUAUCAAAUGAAAGCAACACAACGGAACCAACGCCAUUACCAAUGACGGAUAAACCGGCAGUUGUUUUGCAGAUGAAACCUAUAGCACCUACCAAAAUCAAAGCAGUACCGACCAAACGUGCCAGUGGACUUGGAGGAGAUGAUGAAGAUGAUGAAGAGGUGAGAAAGCGACGGGUAUUGAUUCCAUUGGAUUACAGCGGCAUAGAAGAAGACACGACGAUGGAAGAAGGACAACCAGCAUCUGAAGAAGAACGAAAUCAAAAGAUCAAAGAUUUGAUUCGAUCGAUUCCAAGCUCUGAAGAUGAAUUAUGGCAAUGGCCUCUUCGUUGGGAAGUAUUGAAUGAUGAUUUGAUUACGGAAAAGCUGGGACCUUUUGUGAACAAGAAAAUCAUCGAAUUAGUGGGUGUGGAAGAAGAAGAACUAGAAACUUUUAUUUUGGAUUCUAUCAAGAAACAUACGCCGCCAUUGGAUUUGAUCAAGGAAUUGGAAAUGACUUUGGAUGAAGAUGCUUUGGUAUUUGUGAUGAAACUUUGGCGAACCAUUAUUUUUGAAACGGAACGUGUAGCUAGACAUCUUUAGUUAGUUUAUUUUGAUUGUUAUUUAUUUUAUUUCUCUAU